CAGCAGCAGCAGGCCACCCCUAGCUCCCUAGACGAAAACGUCCUCUCAGCGGGCGUCAUCGAUUGGUUGGGUACUGACGCUGGUGGUGUGCCGAUCAAGGACUGGGUGCACCCCCUAAAUCUCGGCCUCAUUCAAGCCCUGCCCAUUCCCGCCAAUGUGCCGUUUCUGGGUUGCGUGGCAGACGCUUUUGUGCCGCAGCUCGGCCGAUCUGGUUCAAAGCCAGGUCGGGAUAAAACAGUGGGCCUUCUCGUCGGUUCAACCCUAGAGUCCUGGCCAAAGGAUGGCGCCGAAAAGAAGUCGAAGAAGUCUGAGCCUGACCUGGGACCGGGUAUAGUUGUCGACCUGGGAGUGCAGCUGAUCCCCUCUGCCUACAGUCUCGCUCCUCUGCGAGGCAAGUUCCACGAACCAAAGCAACUGGCUUCUAACAAUGGACAAGAUUGGGUGACCCUCCGGACGCACGUAAAUGACGCCCUUUUGAACCCCGAAGUUGAUACUGCUUGCACUUGGUCUCUCGAUCCGAGCUCCGCGACCCCCUGGCUACCACAGAAGACGCAAUCUAGUGGAGAGGAUGCACCAGAGGGGUCGGUGCCGUCCACGCCAGCAACUCCAAAGGAAAACGCUACACAGGCGGUGCCCCAGGAGAAAGAAGAUAUCAGCGCCGCCACCGCUACCACCUCCGCCACAUCCUCCGGAUGGCGUGUGUAUCGUCUUAUGGCCACCGGACCCAACAGCCUAGGCACUUGCGCCUUCCCGAUCGGUUCUCUCGAGCUGUACGGUCGCAUUGUUGGUGUGCAUGAAGAGGUGAGACGGAAAAUGUAUACGCGUCGUUUUAUUUUUAUUGUUAAGUAG
Messenger RNA from Dibothriocephalus latus, 849 nucleotides. The record is from the annotation of a GenBank genome assembly. NCBI's taxonomy places the organism in Eukaryota, Metazoa, Platyhelminthes, Cestoda, Diphyllobothriidea, Diphyllobothriidae.